GAUCGGAGCAGCCACUCAGGCUAGUUUUUCGGGAUAUUCGGGGUCACAGGUGCAGUGCUUGGGUAGAUGGUCAUCUCGUAGGUAUCAGCUGUACGUGCGGCGUCAUUUACUGUAACUUGUCCUCUGAUUUAGGGUGUUCUUCCCGGUAUGUUUGGAUUGUAGGACACUCUUUCAUCUUUUGGGCAACUCGACCGGCAGAGUCACAUUCCUAUGGUCAAAAUUUGGGGAUCCCAGCCGAGUUAGCAAGGGUUCGUUGAAGGGGUAUCCAUUAUUAUUUGGCAAUGACCCCAAUUUGUUAAUUUAUGAUAUAAUUAAAAUAAAGCUGGGGACUAUAUUUCCAACAGAAAAGCUGGUGUCUGUGUCUUUUUAAAAAGGUUUGGGUGUGGGUUAUAGUACAUGCCGGAUAACGACUGUGCACAUGUCAAGUUUAUCUCCAAUCAUGCACUUAGAUGUAGCAGCCAAGCUAAUGACCACAACCCUUAUGUAACUCAUAAAAGCACCACCCGCCAGGGCCGGACUGGCCCACCGGGAUACCAGGAAAUUUCCCGGUGGGCCGUCGGCAGCUGGGGCUGGGCAGGCAGCUGGCUCACCUGCAGCCGCAGAGGGAGCUCGUUAGGCGGCCGCGGGGGGAGCUGGCUGUUCUGUCUCUACUCCCCCUCUCCAGCGCACAAGAAAGAGACCGGGGCCGGAAUAUGACGUCAUAUUCCGGCCCCGGUCUCAUUAAGCGGCACGCUGGGGAGGGGGAGCAGAGACAGAACAGCCAGCUCCCCCUGCGGCUGCCAGAACAGCCAACUUCUCCUGCGGCCGCCAUCAGAGCUCCCCACAGGUAGACAUUGUGUGUGUCAGUGUGUGUGUGUCUGUGUCAUUUGUGUGUGUGUGUGUGUGUCUGUGUCAUUUGUGUGUGUGUGUCUUGUGUCAUUUGUGUGUGUGUGUCUUGUCGUGUGUGUGUCUUGUCGUGUGUGUGCGUCUUGUGUCAUUUGUGUGUCUGUGUCAUGGUGUGUGUUUGUCUGUGUCAUUGUGUGUGUCUGUGUGUCUAUGUCUGUCAUGGUGUGUGCGUCUGUGUCAUGGUGUGUGUGUGUCUGUGUGUCAUGCAAUGUGUGUCUGUGUCAUGGUGUGUGUCUGUGUCAUGGUGUGUGUAUCUCUGACGGUCGUGGUGUGCAUGUCUGUCUGUGUCACGGUGUGUGUCUGUGUGUCACGGUGUGCGUCUGUGUGUCACGGUGUGUGUCUGUGUCAUGGUGUGUGCGUCUGUCUGUGUAACGGUUUGUGCGUGUGUGUUUGUCAUGGUGUGUCUGUCUGUGUCAUGUAAUGUGUGUCUGUCUGUAUCACGGUGUGUGUGUCUGUCACGAUCGCUCUGUGUUGUGGUGUGUGUCGUGUGUGUGUCUGUCUGUCAUGGUAUGUGUGUGUCUCUGUCAUUGUGUGUGUCUGUCAUGGGGUGUCUGUGUUUCUGUCUGUGUCACGGUGUGUGUCUGUCAUGGUAUGUGUGUGUGUAUGUGUGUUUUACUCACCUUUUUUUUUUUCCCCACGUCAUGCUGGUCUGCCCUCGACUGGCCCUGCUUCUACGGCUGAGAUCAUCAAGCUUGAUGAUCUCAGCCAAUCCGCACUGACACAGGAAGCACCUCUAGUGACCGUCUGAGUGUCUGUCACUAGGAAGCAAUGUAAACACUGCCUUUUCUCUAAAAAGUCAGUGUUUACAUUGAAAAGCCUGCAGGGACAGGCUAUAGACACCAGGGCCACUACAUUAAGCUGUGUGUGUGUGCGCGCCUGCUAGUGAGUGGGCUUGCUUGUGUGCCUGCUACUGAGUGAGCUUGUGUUUUUAGUUUAAUGACCUUAUGUACAUCAGUGAGACAGUUUGUCUAUGAGGCUGUGUAUCAAUCAGCUUGUGUCAGUGAGAUUGUCCGUCUGCAUGUGAGUAUGCUUACUGUAUAAUUAAAAAUUUUACUCUGAAAGGACCAAUAUUUUAUAUUGGAAAAAGGUGUGUGUGUGUGUGUGUGUGUGUGUGUGUAUGUGUGUGUAUGUAUGUGUGUGUAUGUAUGUGUGUGUAUGUAUGUGUAUGUAUAUAUAUAUAUAUAUAUAUAUAUAUAUAUAUAUAUAUAAUCUCCAAAAAAAUACCGGCACUCUAGGCUUUUCAAUAUUAGAAAUUCUUUUAAUCCAAAUCCACCGUCAACGUUUCAGAUCCCCAUGGAGCUUUCAUCAGGACCGGUAUUUUUUUGGAUAUGUUAUUACUGCAACCAGAGCACCAGGUACCAUUGGAUUUGGGUUGGAGUGCAGGAACUGGUUCUGUUUUUAUUUAUAAUCAAUCAUCUAGGGUGUCAAGACAUAGCCUUACAUAUUACAUGCGACAAUAUAUGGCGCAAUGACUUAUGGGGCUGGCAUAGAUUUUUUUUCCAGGGCUGCUUUGGAAUCCCCAGUACCGACCCUGCCACCCACUAGGAAUGUUUAACACCUGGGUAGGCCUAUGCUUAUUUGCAAACAAUAGCUAAUUAACCAACAAUCUAUGGCAAACACUUAGCUAAUCAAAUGCCUUGCCUUGUGCAAUCAGUAACCUUUUCCUAUAGAGUCUUACCUGUAACAGUAAAAAAGAAAAACUCUUAGACAGCUGAAGAUUCUGUAAAACGUUCCAGAAUAUAUCCAAUCACACACUUGGUUGCUACAUCUAAGUGCUGCUUCUAAGCUAUAUUCACAGAGACAUAUAUACAUACACUGGUACACUUAAGGACACAUACCUUGACACACAUACAAAUACACACACUGACACACAGAUGCACUUCCUCACGCACAGAUACUUAUCCUGACACACAGACAUGCAGAUACACAGACACACUAAUGGCCAUUGGCAUGCUACUAAAAGUAUCUUGUUAUUUAACCCCUUAAGGACGGAGCCAAAUGUACACGUUGUGAACAAAACAAAAUGUAAACAAAACCUGGCAUUUGCGCUACAUGUCUGUCCAACCGUAAUUCACCUCUUUCAUAGUAAAUGCACCCACCCUUAUUAUAUAUCAUUUUAUUCAGGGCUUUCAUUUAAUAUCAAAUAAUUAGCUAUGAAACAUAAUUUAAUAUGAAAAAAAUGGGAGAAAAUAAGAUUUUUUUUUUAAUUUUUUUAGUACUACAUGACAUUUUAACUGUCAAUGUCAUAAUACUGUUUGCUUUUACUGCAAUAAAAUACACAUAUUUGUAUUCAGCAAAGUCCCACGUGUAAAACAGUACCCUCUAUGUACAGAUUUUAUGGCGUUUUGGGAAGUUACAGGGUCAAAUAUAGCACGUUACAUUUGAAAUUGAAAUUCACCAGAUUGGUUACGUUGCCUUUGGGACUUUAUAGUAGCCAGGAAUUAAAUUUACACCCAUAAUGGCAUACCAUUUGCAAUAGUAGACAACCCAAGGUAUUGCAAAUGGGGUAUGUCCAGUCUUUUUUAGUAGCCAUUUGGUCACAAACACUGGCCAAAGUUAGCGUUAGUAUUUGUUUGUGUGUGAAAAAUGCAAAAGCCAAUUUUGGCCAGUGUUUGUGACUAAGUGGCUACUAAAAAAGACUGGACAUACCCCAGUUGCAAUACCUUUGGUUGUCUUCUUUUGCAAAUGGUAUGCCAUCAUAGGGGUAAUUUUCAUUCUUGUGCUACCAAAGGGUCUCAAAGGCAACGUAACCAAUCUGGCGAAUUUUAAUGUGAAAAAAAUGAAACACAUGCCUUAUAUUUGACGCUGUAACUUUUGAAAACACCAUAAAACCUUUACAUGAGGGGUACUGUUGUACUCGGGAGACUUUGCUGAAAACAAAUAUGUGUUUCAAAACAGUAAAAAGUAUUGCAGCAAUAAUAUCGUCCAUGUAAGUUCUGUUUGUGUGUGAAAAAUGCAAAAAAAGUCACUUUUACUGGCGAUAUCAUCGUUGUAAUACAUUUUACUGUUUUUUUGUUUUUUUUUGAAUUCUUUAUUUUUGGUCUGACGAAGAGGUCAACACAGAAAUAUGCAGGUGUACAUAUGCAAGUGACAGCGCAGUGUCGAACAUUUUUACAGAAUGAAAGUUGCAUUGGUUAUUUUAAACACUUUACCGACACUAUAUAUACAUUUUACUGUUUUAAAACACUAAUAUUUGUGUUUAGCGAAGUCUCCUGGGUAGAACAGUACCAUCCCCAUGUACAGGUUUUAUGGUGUCUUGGAAAGUUAUAGGGUUAAAUAUAGUGCUAGCAAAUUAAAUUCCCUUUACUUUCGGCAUGGGUUGUCAGGCAGGUCCCGCUAAUUGUAAUUAAUUAAGAUACCUAAUUAUGUAAAAAUAUUACAUAAAUAUAUAUAUGUAGAAUUAGUAUAUGUGUGUGUGUGUGUGUGUGUAUGUGUAUAUAUAUAUAUAUAUAUUUUUUUUUUUGGUAUAUAUAGUGAUAUAUACGUAUAUAUUUAUGUAUAUAGAUAUAUAUAUUAUUUCGUUCUACGUGUAUUUUGAUAUAAAUAUAUAUUAAUAUCACAAUACAGUUAGAACGAAAUAACACACAUCUAUAUAUUUUUUAAUUAUUUAUUUUUAUUUUAUUUAAUUUAACAUAUUUACAUAUUUAAUGUUUUUAUAUAUAUAUAUAUAUAUAUAUAUAUAUAUAUAUAUAUAUAUAUAUAUAUAUAUAUUUAAUCAGUAUCAUAUAUAUAUAUAUAUAUAUAUAUAUAUAUUAAUAGUAAAAUACACCUAGACAGUAUAUGUGUGUGUAUGUAUAUGUGUAUAUAUAUACUUAGAUCAUAUAUAUAUAUAUAUAUAUAUAUAUAUAUAUAUAUAUAUAUAUAUAUAUAUAUAUAUAUAUAUAUAUAUAUAUAUAUAUAUAUUAUUUUUUUUACACUUUUAACUUUUAUUUAAUUUUAUUUCCAGCCAGCAGGGGGACUACCUGUCAUUACAGGCAGCCCCCCUGCUGGCAAUGCUGCAGCCAGCUAUCCUGGCCAUGUGAUUGUGAGGUCCUCGCAAGGACCUCACUCUCACAUGGCCAGGGGGCUGCCAGGAGGUCGCCAGGAGGUCGGACGUGCCGCGGGGGGCUCCCUGGGAGUCCCCCCAACCGUGAUCGCCGGCGACCGGGUAAGUAAUGAAAGACCGGAGGGCGUACUAUUACGCCCGGCGGCGUUUAGAGCCGCUUAAAAUAGGGCGUAAUAGUACGCCCUCCGGUCUUAAGGGGUUAAAUAGAAUAAAAUAUAUUUGAAAUAGUGCACAGGUAAAUUUUGGUGGGUUAUAUCUUGUUUAUAUGUGUUGUCUACCUUGGAAUGUGUGAACAGGCAUGUUAAAGGGUGGAGUUGGGGAGGGGCAUGGGUGAGGUUUGGGGAGGGGCCAUGUACGGAGCUUUAGGAUAGGGUUACCAAAUCAUUUUGGAAAGUACAAAAAGGUUCAGGUACUCCAAAGUUCAGAAAAGGCAAUUUAUUGAAGCCCAAUGUCACACAUUCAAUAAAUUGACAUUUCUGAACCUUGGAGUGCCUGAACCUUUUUGUACUUUCUACAUACUGUUACUGGGACCUGGUGUUGAGUCCCAGGUUUGUUGCACCCUGGCUCAGAGUGAUGGGAUAGAGUGCAGUUCCAUAUUGUUUCUUCUAAACCAAAUUAUUUUGGGGUACAAACUUUGGUAUUUUCUGGGUGGCCUGGACUGCUCGCCUCUCCACUGGUAAUCCUCUGUGUGACCGGGCCCAGCACCUUCCAAUAUUAUUAUUUUAUUAUUUAUAUAGCAAAUUCCCUAGUGCUCUACAAUGGGUAAUAUAUGCCUAUGUGGGCCCUGGUGGCUUCAAAGAGGGGCCCAGGACACACUGAGAUCCCCCUUCGGCACUCUUGCGAGCUGUGUUUGUAGAGCUUUGCUGCGGACUGCCAUGGAAACGCUCCGCGACUCGCAAUGCAUGCCGGGCUCGUGUCAGAGGACUGACUGAGUUGGAAAACAGAGUGUGCUCUUUGCGCAACAAAAAGUUGAGCCAAUGGACCACCAGGGAAUCCGGUGUUUCCGUCUCACCUCCCCCCACUGGCUACAGGUAGAAGACAGGGAAGGGGCAGGGGCCCAAAAUUUCUAAUGACAGUCCUGCUUAUUUUUAGUGAACAGCCCUGACUGUUUUUUUGGUUGGAGUAAUCAUUUGAUUUAGGCUCACUUGCUGGAAACUACCGCUUGCAAUAAAGAAAUAUAUCAAUAGAGGGUGCUGCCAGCAAAGCACCCAACUUACUGGGUCUACUCACAUCUUCUGGUGCUUGGUCUGUCCUGAAAGCUGCUCUUAUGUUUUUUUCCCCCUUUAGGACACAUUGGCUGAUGUGAAGACUCCAGCUGACCUGGUUGUUCUUCAUGCCAGGCCUCUAGUAUAUAGACCAAAAGUACAUCACAUUUCACAGUAUUUCUGAGAAUGCUCUCAAUGUUCCCUGUUUUGUACAGCCCACGUUGGCUGACUGGCAGAUCUGUGUCAGAAUGUCCUGUAUGUUGACAUGCUCGUGACGCACAUUGUGUCAUAAGCACGUCCUUCUCAUUUCAGGUUCCAUCCCUCCUUAUAUGUGGAGAGUUAGUGAUAUUAGGUUUGAAUAUACAUUCAUUACAAACAGUGAGUGUUAAUAUGUACAUUAAAGGGAAACUUGUAUUCCUAAUACUACGCCUCCCCUCCCUGUCAUAUAAUGGGUUAAAAACACUGUAUUUACUUACCCGAUCCUAGUGCCAAUGUCCCUCAGUGCUCCGCCUCCUCCUCCGUCGGACGGUGGGGGCUAAUGCGUAAGCACCGCGAGUACACUAAGCCCUCCCUAUAGGAAAGUAUGGAAUCAAUGCCUUCCUAUGUUGAAUUUACUGAUGCUGGAUGACCUCAUGCAGAGCACGAGGAAGUCCAGCGUCAGUUAGGCAACCAAGUCGCCUAGCACGCAGGAUGUCUCUAGUGGCUGUCUGGUAGACAAUCAAGUGAGGUUGUCUCUGCAGUUUCAGAGAAACUCUGCCUGUUGCCUUAGUCACCCAGACUACACAGCCCCCACACAACUUCUGCUCAUUGAAGUGGUCUGGGGGGAGUGAAUGUUUGCAGCUGCAUGGCUAUGUGUACACAUGCACUCACUUAAUGGGACACUGGUGACCAAUUGCAAUGGUUUGUACUUGUGUGAGCAUGUGUUUAACCCCUUAAAGACACAUGACAUGUCACGAUUCCCUUUUAUUCCAAAUGUUUGGUCCUUAAAGGGUUAAAAAAGGUAUGAUACAUGCGCACCAUUAUCCUCAUUUAUAAAGUUACAGAGGUUUCAAAUCAUGGUGGUUUUAAUAUCUUCGGGACCAGUUCCCACAAAGCUCAGUGCGCGCAUGUAAUUAAAUGUGUUCACAACUGCAAAUGACCCUGAAACAGCAUAUCAACACAUACAGUGAAAUUCCUCCUUCCUGGUGUCACGGUCAUCGUAAUGUGUAUUGUCAGUGACACCUCCUGUUAUCAUAAAUUAAUAUAAUAAUGAACUGCAUUUCAAUAUGAUUGUGGUAACAGCACUCUUUGGUGAGCAAAACUAAAACCAAAAACGUUUGAUGCAAGAGCGUCAUAUUUGUUUGAGUGGAAUAAGAACAAAACAAAGUACUCAGUCCCUACGAGAGUGCUUCAUCAAUAGCCUGUAGAGUCCUGGGCAGCUCUUUCAUGUACUGUCCAACAGCAUGGUUAUGGUCUGUCUAGGAAUACAUGGUGCAGAUGGGUUUAGGUUUGCCAGAUUUACCAUUAGUAAAAAAAGUGUGGCAGGGGGUAUCUAAAAUCAGCGUACCGGAAAUUUCUACCGUAAAGCAAAAAAGCCCUAUAACUUAAAAGGGCCUGGAAAUUGCCCGGCCCAGCAUUGCACCUUUGAGCUCUGGUGCUUAGCCGCAGGUUAUGUCAGAAUUUAUGUGGACUCACAAGGACAUAUACAUUGGGCCAUCAGGGAUAGCUAUGUAUCUCCCACCCCACCAGGGAUAAGCCACACUAUUUGUGGUUUUUAUUUUAAAUAAUUAUUUUUAAUACUUUCUCCUCAGCAACUGUCUCCUCUAUUAAAGCCACAAACCCCUUAUUACAGUCCCUAUAGCCCAACUACAGCUCCUGUCUCCCCACUACAUCUCCCAACCCCUCAUUACAGCCUAUCCCCCCCACACACACACACUACAUCCAUACCUCCCACUACAAAUACCCUAUUUCCCACUGCAGCCCCUUUUCACCCUCUAUAUUCCCUAUCCCCUCACUACUGCACCUAUCUCUUAAAAUACAACCCCUAUUCCCUUACUACAAGCUCAUUACAGCUCACACACACUACUGUCCUUCUCCCCCUCUACAAAAUGUUAUUGCCCACUACAUCAUCCAUUCCCCAGCUAAAGCUUUCUCCCUCCAACUACAGGCCUUUCCUUCUCAAACUACAGCCAAAGGAGGCAAAACGAGUGCAGGGGGUCCAGAAUCUUGCCCAGGCCCAUUUUAAUAUUAAAAAUGGCAACUGUAUUUUCCAUUACCCUCUAAACCUGAGCCCCAAUGCUUCUUUAAUGAUACAAUACUCCGUGCUGUAAUCCUGUAACACUGAGUGCACCAUUGGACCCCCACUUGGGGGAUGUGUCACAGUAGAUAGUGCUAUAAUGGUGCUGUUUUAAAAGAGGCACUGUUAUAGCUUUUACGUAAUGACGGAAUUUGAAAUUAGGGAUGAAGUUUAAAAUUGACUUCUAAUGUGCUUAGGAUUUUGUGGCCAGUUUGUCAAAACUUGAUCUCAAAAAUCAUAACAUAUUGGAUUUGUACAUGUAGCUGUCCAAGAAAUCAAUAUGUGGCAGUAUUUAUGAUGAUAUGAAAUAAUUUAUCCAGGAUGGGUACACUUGGCUAGCACUAGUUUUCAAGUACAUCCUGGAGUGUAGAUAUUGUUUCCCCAGGUGAAUGGUAUUAAUUUUAUUGAGUUUGGUAAGAUGAAAGUUGAAUAAAGCUUGCACUUGUAGCAGAUCCUAUAGAUACUGUAGAUGGAGCACUAGCCACCGAGAUAUCUCAGCAGCCGCGGUAUAAUGAACACUUGUAACAAAACAGAUGAAAUAUUUCAGAAGACAGUCCAGUAAGAGAAAGUAGCAUAAUCCAGUUAUAAAAAGGUAUUAAUAAUUCAGGAACUUGUUUUGUUUUUUUAUAAAUCAAUGUAACUCAAAGUUCCGCUUAUAUUAUAAGAAGCAGUGUUGAAAGUGUAUAAUUUAUGACGUACCUUAACCGGAUACCAAAAAAAUAAAUAAAUGGUAUAUUCCGCAUGAUGACUUGCAUUCGGCUUGGUAACAAAGCUAGUACAUUCUCUGAAACCCACAGCAACCAGUAUAUUAGCUGUUAACAUUGCCGAUGAUCAGUAACAGGUUAUUAGAAAACCCAGAAUGAAUCAAAACUGUAUUAGGAAAAUCCAGGGAACCAAAAAAGAAAAACCUUCCAGGGUCUGUGGAAGCUCUGGUUGAUAGCACUUUGUCUGUUCAGUACUGGCUUCCGUGUAAUUGCUUAAAGGGACACACGAUUGAAUGAGCAGAGUCUAUAUAGAGUCUGCAGAAUUCACUGAGGUCCAAUGAAUGGCUAGAGAGCAAGCAGGAACGGGCAACAAAAUCCAUAAACCAAAGCGAGAAUUCUCCAUGCCCUCUGCUGCAGUUAUGGAUUGUGUCAAACAGGAAUAAUAAGUAGUUUGCAUACAGUUUUAUGUAUGUGUUACAGCACUGCUAAGGACAUGGAGCAGUGUGAUCCAAGGCUGUGUACAACCUGCAAGUAACCUGCAUAACCUAAAGAAUGUGGUCUAAUUAAAGCUAAGAAUGAUUCAGCUUGAGAUCAGUGACUUAUUGCAAAGCAGGAAGAAUGUCACAAGAUCCCCCUGGAGCCAAUAGCCUUUAGCAUUCCAAUUCUUGUAGAAUAGAUGUCUGUUGACCAACAACCCCCAGUGCCCAAUGAGGAGAAGGCAAGUAAAUCCUUUGGGAAGGAUCAUUCUAUAGCAGGAUUUGUACAUGUAGCUGCCCAAGAAAGCAAUAUGUGGCACAUGGCAGUAUUUAUGAUGAUUUGAAAUAAUUUAUCCAGGAUGGGUACACUUGGCUAGCACUAGUUUUCAAGUACAUGUUGGAGUGUAGAUAUUGUUUCCCCAGGUGAAUG
Molecule: messenger RNA, 10020 nt
Organism: Pelobates cultripes (western spadefoot toad)
Lineage: Eukaryota; Metazoa; Chordata; Amphibia; Anura; Pelobatidae
Source: the annotation of a GenBank genome assembly